Molecule: messenger RNA, 1047 nt
Organism: Dioscorea cayenensis subsp. rotundata (Guinea yam)
Lineage: Eukaryota; Viridiplantae; Streptophyta; Magnoliopsida; Dioscoreales; Dioscoreaceae
Product: zeatin O-xylosyltransferase-like
Exons: 4
Coding region: 1-1047 (348 amino acids)
Molecular function (GO): UDP-glycosyltransferase activity
Source: RefSeq, a predicted model, not a curated record
AUGGCUCCCUAUGAGGCACUAUAUGGCGAGGAGAUGCAGGAUCACCCUAUUUCUUUGCGGGAUGAGCGUGGGAGAGAGAAGAUUAGCGCAUUGGUGAAGUGGCUUACCGACUGCACUACUGCCACUCUUUCCCGUGUGCAUAAUGUGUUUCAUGUUUCUAUGUUGAAGAAGUUCAUCGCAAAUCCUGAUCAUGUAAUACAGUUUUCAGAUUUUGAGCUCAACAAUGAUAUGACAUAUGAGGAGCGUCCUGUGAAGGUCGUGGACUUCAAAGAGCAAGCUUUAAGAAGACGGACCAUUCCUUAUGUAAAGGUUCAGUGGAGCAAUCAUUCAGAGCGUGAAGCGACAUGGGAGUUAGAGUUAGAGAUGAGAGAGAGUGGCGGACCCAGUAUAUUGGCAGCCCGGGCUGAAGCCCGGCUGGACUGCCGGAAAUCAUUACAAAGGGUGGAAUCGGCGAAGUUAAAGCCGGGGCUGAUGGAGAAGGCAACCAUUACUAUAGAAGAGUUAGCAAUUGGCUUAGAGAAGAGUGACCAAAAGUUUGUAUGGGUCCUGAGAGAUGCUGAUGGUGGUGAUGUAUUUGCUGAUGAACAAAACGCUGACAAGAGAAGAAGAAAGUUGCCACAAGGAUAUGAAGAAAGAUUGAAAGGUGUUGGAAUGGUUGUGAGAGAUUGGGUUCCACAGUUGGAAAUACUAGCACACAAAGCCAUUGGAGCAUUCAUGAGUCACUGUGGAUGGAACUCAUGCAUGGAGAGCUUGAGUUUUGGAGUGCCAAUUCUUGCAUGGCCCAUGCACUCGGACCAACCAAGGAAUGCCAUGUGUGUGAGUGAGUAUUUGAAGGUGGGGUUCAUGGUGAGGGAUUGGGAACAUAGAAUGGAAGUUGUGAGCUCAAUGGUGAUUGUGGAGGUGGUGAAGAGAUUGAUGGUGAGUGAUGAAGGGAUGGAGGUGAAGGAUAGGGCAAGGGAACUUGGUGAACAAAUUAGGGUUGGUGUUUCACACGGUGGUUCUUCUUGGAAAGAGAUGCAAUCCUUCAUUUCAUAUAUUAGUACAUGA